CAACAUGCGCAGCAGGUGCGCGUUAUAUAGAACGUCCGUCCGCAGAACACGAAAAGAUCGGAGAGAAUGGCGGAGCCUCAGCUGGCAGAAGACGGGGUGGAGGAGGGACAGGUGCAAAAGAAGAAGUACCUCAACGAGCAGGCGCAGGGACUCGAGAAGGUCACUGACUACGUGGAGGAACAGGACAUAUCGGGACUACAAAAUGCAGUGACCAAUAUCGAAGACGACAUGACCAACAAAAGAGAGGAGAAAGCGAAGAGGGAGAAAGAGUUGGCAAAAGUGGUGGUGAAAAAAGAAGACAUUGAACUGAUUGUCAGGGAGCUCGAGAUAUCAAAGUCAGCAGCAGAAAGGAGUCUCAGAGAACACAAGGGGAAUCUUAUCAAGGCCCUACAUUCACUGACAGACUAGGCCUUGAAUCAUUACAUGUUUUUGCACAACCAGUUUCACGGUUUGCGCAUGCGUGUCAACGAAAACCACGCCCCCUACUCCGAAUGAAGCCUGAGUUUAGUUUACGGAGAUGACGAGUUCUGGAAGAGCUCGCUCGCUCUUGCCGGUGUCCCUGGAGACGGCGCCCAACUACCUGAGCCUCGCCUACCGAGAACUGACGGAAAUCCCUCGCGAGGUGUCCGCGGGACUCGCGAGCGUCGAGAUUCUCGACCUUAGCCACAACAACAUCUCAGAUCUGCGGUGUCUGAGUGGACUGGACAGACUCACCACUCUAAAUCUGGAUUCAAACCGGCUUGACUCGCACGCCAAGUUCCCCAGCCUGCUCAACCUGCGCGUCCUCUGGGUGAACAGGAACGACGUUACGAACCUGUCGCUGUUUGUCGAGAACUUGGCGGUGUCUUGCCCCAGGCUAUCGCACCUGUCAAUGAUGAACAAUGCAGCUGCUCCCAGUUACUUCAACGGAGGCUCCAGGCAGGAAUAUUAUGACUAUAGACAUUACGUCAUCAGUCACUGGCCCCAUUUGGGUUACCUUGACGACACCGCAGUGGGUCAGGAUGAGAGGGCGGAGUCUCAGAAGAUAUACGGAAGACGAAGAGCAAAAGUUUCGUCAAUAUCAUAUUCUGGUGUCCCGCCACAUGUAAGAGAGGGGAGAGGGAGAGGGGGGAGAGAAAGACAUUGUGUGUGAAAACCAUGAGGUAGAAAGGCAAAGGCACAACAAACAAAUCAACUACACCCAGGACAGCUCUUUUUUUCAAGGAAAAAUAAAGAGCUGCCCUGGGAGGGAUUCAAACCCACGACACUCUGCAGUCUAGGCGAGUGCUCUACCAACUGAGCUACCAAGGCAACUCAGCUGGUAGGGGUUCAAAUCUACAACACAACACAACACAAGGCAAACCUCAAACCACUGUGCUAUGGCACAGUAUACUCUCACUUAGCAUGCAUGCAUGGGAGAUAGUGCAGGGAGAGUUAGGAAAAAA
Geodia barretti is the source of this 1424-nucleotide messenger RNA. The record is from the annotation of a GenBank genome assembly. NCBI's taxonomy places the organism in Eukaryota, Metazoa, Porifera, Demospongiae, Tetractinellida, Geodiidae.